Molecule: messenger RNA, 831 nt
Organism: Impatiens glandulifera
Lineage: Eukaryota; Viridiplantae; Streptophyta; Magnoliopsida; Ericales; Balsaminaceae
Product: eukaryotic translation initiation factor 4E-1-like
Biological process (GO): translational initiation
Cellular component (GO): eukaryotic translation initiation factor 4F complex
Molecular function (GO): RNA 7-methylguanosine cap binding; translation initiation factor activity
Source: RefSeq, a predicted model, not a curated record
UUCCAAGACCUAAAGACUGUAAAAAAUCUUAGAGAGAGAAAUGGUGAAGAGGUAGAAACGUCGUCGAUUAUGGAAGAGUCAAUUAGGGUUCAACCAAUCGAUAACGAAGAUCUGGAAGAUGGAGAGAUCGUUGAGCAUGACGAUUCGUCUUCCUCCAAGCCGAGAUUACCCGCGAGGUCCACCGCUCGAGCGCUCAUGGACAUUCUGGUUCGAUAUUCCCUCUUCCAAGUCCAAACAUUCAGACUGGGGAAGCAACUUGCGUCCCAUCCACACUUUCUCCACUGCUGAAGAAUUCUGGGGACUAUACAAUAACAUACAUCAUCCUAGCAAAUUGUGUGCUGGAGCAGAUUUGUAUUGCUUUAUUCAGGAAGCUCAGCCUAAGUGGGAGGAUAAAGUAUGUGCUGAUGGAGGUAAAUGGACUGUGAACUGUAAUAGGGGAAAAGCUGAUAUCCUUUGGCUCUACACGUUGCUUGCGAUUAUUGGAGAACAAUUUGAUCAUGGAGAUAAAAUCUGUGGAGCAGUCGUAAAUAUUAGAGCUAAGCAAGAAAUAUCUUUGUGGACUAAGAAUGCUAUUAAUGAAACUGCUCAGAUAAGCAUCGGGAAACAAUGGAAAGAAUUGCGCGACUGCAAUGACACUAUAGGUUUCAUAGUUCACGAAGAUGCGAUGAACAAAAUUACCAAGAACCGCUACUCAGUCUGACAAAACGAAAAAUGAUGCAAUAUUGUUUGAGCCAGACAGACAGACAAUCUUAUUCUUGUUGCUUUAAUUACUAAAACAUUCUAUUAAAUCUUGUUUGAACAUCUUUUCUUAAGACAAUCAGCCUUUACUUG